Molecule: messenger RNA, 2643 nt
Organism: Dicentrarchus labrax (European seabass)
Lineage: Eukaryota; Metazoa; Chordata; Actinopteri; Moronidae
Product: bcl-2/adenovirus E1B 19 kDa-interacting protein 2-like protein
Exons: 13
Coding region: 34-1443 (469 amino acids)
Biological process (GO): apoptotic process
Cellular component (GO): cytoplasm
Source: RefSeq, a predicted model, not a curated record
GGGGUGUUAGAGUCCGCUCAUAAACUCACUGUGAUGUCAGCAGGUGAGUCUCCAGGUGAGAGACGGGUUUCUCACCAACCUCAGCUGUUUGAACCUGUCUCACCUGCCUCAACCGUCUCACCUGGCCGCCGUUCCCGUCGACUCCCUGAGAGAGCAGAGCCGCUGAACAAGAUGGAGUCCAGAGCAGAGGAACAAGAGGAAGACGCAUCCAGGUCACCUCCUGCAGACAAGGACACCACAACUAAAACUACUGAUACUGCCAGUGCUGCUAACAGUGCUAGCGCUGCUGCUGCUAGCAGUAUGUUAGCCGCCACGACUGAAACAACUGAAGGUCAAACGGAGGAAGAGGAAACAGGUGAAGCAGUCAGAGGGAACUGCGUUGCCAUGGAAACACCAGGUGCCAUGUCCUCAGUAUGUCUCCCAGCAGGUGACGGAGGACAGGACGGUGAUUUCCAACCAGGAGCUGUUGAGGACGAGUUUGUCUCGACGCCAACAGACAGACCAGCUCCUCCCAGCAGUCUGGCCUUGUCAGGGUCAAAACCAACGAAGAAGAAAGUCCUGGUGGCUCCAGCUCUCAGUCUGUCUUUAGGCCGCAGUGAGUCCAUAGUGUCAGACGACUUCUCCUCGGCCUUUCUCUCACCUGAGGACGACGAUGACACUGGGCUGGACUUUGACCUGGACGCCAUUGAAACGCCGUCCGACAGCGAAUCACUGCACUUCCCCGUCUACGACCUGGACCUGGAAGAUGACCUGCGGCGUCUCGGCGUGGCAUCUCGGCGUCGCAGAGUGUUCGGCGCCAGACCCGGGUCCAGGUCUGAUUCUUGGACUGGUUCUGGACCGGGAAUGGCCCACAGUGAACUGGGAGCUCUGGAGCGGGAGGACAUGGUGGACAGCCAGGGCACCAGGUGGCGCUGUUUCUCCACAGGUGAUCCACCACAGGAGAGCCGGGUCAACAUGAGCGUCCUGGAGCCGUUCCUCAGGGUGCUGUCACACGGAGGUUACUAUGGAGACGGUUUGAAUGACAUCAUCGUGUUUUCUUCCUGCUACCUGCCGCAGAAUAGUCUGGAAAAUUACCAGUAUGUGAUGGAUAAUCUGUUCAGGUAUGUCGUAGGAACUCUGGAUCUGAUGGUUGCAGAAAACUAUGUGAUUGUGUAUCUUUGUGCUGGAGGUCAGAAAGACAAAGUACCAGGAAUCAGCUGGCUCAGGGAGUGUUACACCACCAUCGACAGGAGGUUGAGGAAGAACCUGAAGGGUUUCUACGUGGUUCAUCCCACCUGGUACAUCAAAGCCCUCAUCACCAUCAUCAAACCCUUCAUCAGCUCUAAGUUCAGCAGGAAGCUCCAGUUUGUCGACAGCCUCCAGGAUCUUUCUCUCUUCGUCCCCACUGAGCACGUGCAGAUCCCGGACUGCGUCACCCAGUACGACCAGACCCUGUCCAGGUGAAGGUCCGGGAGCAGACCUGGACCCUGUGCAGAUCCCCGCUGCUCACAUUUGAGCCAAAAUGGAGGCGAAGAACAAGAAACAGGCCUCGAGCUGCUUCAGUCCAAAUCACACACAUCAGAUUAUACAAACAUUAUAAUAAUAUAUUGAUUAUACAAACAUUAUAAUGAUAUAUUGAUUAUACAAACAUUAUAAUGAUAUAUUGAUUAUACAAACAUUAUAAUGAUAUAUUGAUUAUACAAACAUUAUAAUAAUAUAUUGAUUAUACAAACAUUAUAAUGAUAUAUUGAUUAUACAAACAUUAUAAUGAUAUAUUGAUUAUACAAACAUUAUAAUGAUAUAUUGUCCUACCACACUGCCCCCACAGGUAAACCGCAGUAACUGCAGUUCUGGUCCAAACUGAACUUUAAAUGUUGGAUCUUGUUUCUAAGUUCAGUUUGGCUCUCAGAGGAACAACAAUAUAAAAACUGCUGUAACUCCAGAAUCCAACAACCAACACACUCAAUUCUAGACAGUUUCAGGACAACGUGGGAAUUAAAACAAAGAGAAUCUUCAUGUUCUCCACUGGGAACUCUGACUGAGACUAGUUACUGCGGUUAGCCUCUGGGGGGCAGCGUAGUUACUGCGGUUAGCCUCUGGGGGGCAGCGUAGUUACUGCGGUUAGCCUCUGGGGGGCAGCGUAGUUACUGCGGUUAGCCUCUGGGGGGCAGCGUAGUUACUGCGGUUAGCCUCUGGGGGGCAGCGUAGUUACUGCAGUUAGCCUCUGGGGGGCAGCGUAGUUACUGCAGUUAGCCUCUGGGGGGCAGCGUAGUUACUGCAGUUAGCCUCUGGGGGGCAGCGUAGUUACUGCGGUUAGCCUCUGGGGGGCAGCGUAGUUACUGCGGUUAGCCUCUGGGGGGCAGCGUAGUUACUGUGGUUAUUUCUUCUGUGAUAUAAUCUUUAUUUCUUUGUCAGUGUUGAUUUCUGGUUGAACGCUCUGAUAUUUUCAGUCUUUCAGGGUUUUAAUGUGCAAUAAACAUUCUCCUGACUCAGUGUUUCAGCAGGAGUUGCACCAUCAACCUGCUGCCUUGCUUUAAAACUUUGGUGGUUGUGUUGUGACUUGCUGUUGGCUGAUUCCUCUCAGCCACUGUAUAAAACGGUUCAUGAUGUUUUUGUCAAAGGUGAAAUAUUUUUGGUGCUAAAUAAAAUUAAGAUGGUUCAGUG